Nothobranchius furzeri (turquoise killifish) is the source of this 12897-nucleotide messenger RNA. The record is from RefSeq and is a predicted model, not a curated record. Lineage: Eukaryota; Metazoa; Chordata; Actinopteri; Cyprinodontiformes; Nothobranchiidae.
AUGACUUCAUGACCACAGAUGUUAGAGCCACAAGUCUGUAGUCAUUUAGUCCAGUGAUUCUUGGUUUCUUGGGGACAGGGACUAUGGUGGAGAUCUUGAAGCAGACAGGCACAUGAGAUUCUUCCAGUGAGGAGUUGAAGAUGCUCGUAAACACAGUGCUUUAGAGUGGCAGGAGCCACGCCAUCAUGGCCCGGGGCUUUUCAUGUGUUAAGAGACCUGAACUGCUUCUUUACAUCUGCUUCAUGAAUGUGUGUGUUAAGAGACCUGAACUGCUUCUUUACAUCUGCUUCAUGAAUGUGUGUGUUAAGAGACCUGAACUGCUUCUUUACAUCUGCUUCAUGAAUGUGUGUGUUAUCGGUGGAGGCGGGGGUUCUGGGUUUGUAGUUGGUGAUGUUCCUGAAACUUUUCCACACAGAGGUUGGGUCGUUUUCAGUGAUUUGCUGCUGCAUUUUGUCAUGAUGCUGGUGUUUUGCUUUGACCAAUUCUUUGCUGAACCUGUAUUUAGUGUCUCUGUAGGAGUCCUUGUCCCCCCUUUUAAAUGCAUCUCUCUUUUCAAACCACAGCUGUUUGAGUUUAGGGGUAAACCAGGCUUUGUCAUUGUUAUAACUCACCCUGGUGUAUGAUGGUAUGAUGCUGUCCUGACAGAAGUGGAUGUAGGAGGUGACGGUAUCUGUGAACUCAUCUAAACUGUCUGAGGUGGCUUUUAUUACCUCCCAGUCUGUGGUCUCAAAGCAUGCGCGAAGCUCAUCUGCGGCAUCUGUGUUCCACUGUCUUGUUGACUUCACAACAGGCUUGGAGAGUUUUAGCCUUUGUUUGUAAGCUGGGAUCAGAUGGAUGGUCACGUGGUCAGAGAGUCCAAGCGCAGCGCGCGCCACUGCAUGAUAGGCUCCCAUUGCUGUGCUGUAACAGUGGUCCAGGGUUUUCCCCUCUCUGGUUGGACACUUGAUAUACUGUUUAUAUUUGGGAAGCUCCUGGCUCAGAUUUGCAUUGUUAAAGUCUCCAAGUACAACGAUGAGAGAGUCCGGCUACGUCUGCUCCAUGCACAGUAUCUCUUCCGCGAGCACACGCUGAGCCUCGUGCACGUCCGCGUCAGGUAGGAUGUAAACAGCGCCUAGAAUGAAUGAGGCGAACUCCCGCGGAGAGUAAAAUGGUUUACAGUUUGUGAAAAGAUACUCCAGAGAUGGAGAACAAUCCUGCACGAUCACUGUGACAUCUGUGCACCAACCAUUAUUGAUUUAAAAACACACACCUCCACCUGUGGUCUUGCCGGAGACAGUCACUUUCCGAUCUGCGCGGAUGAGGUGAGACCCCUCCAGCUGGAACGCGCAGUCCUGGGUGUCCUCACUGAGCCAUGUUUCAAUGAAGCAUAGAACCCCAGAUGACGAGAAGUCUCUGUUUAUGUUCCUCAUCAGGGUCAGCUCGUCCAUUUUGUUGCGGUGUGAGCGUACAUUAGAGAGGAAGAUGCCAGGCAGAGCCGUGCACAGUCCCCGUCUCCUCAGACGCACGAGAGCGCCCGCUCAUUUAUCUCUCCUCCUGUGUCUUACUUUCCUGAUCAAAGUUGAUAUUGAAUCGGCCACAGAUGCAACAAAAAAUGAGGUUAAGUCCACCGGAAUCAUAGUGUUGUAACUUAUGAGUUCUUCUCUUGAAUAGGAGUACCCAGAUACGCAAUUUACACACAAAAACAGAACAAAAACAGCGCACCAAAGUACCACGGCAGCCGUCUGUGGUGCCAUCUUGAAUCCCUCACAAUAGAGGCUAGCGACUCAUCAGGUGAUGGAGAGCCGAGGUACCCACAGUAGUUUUGGCUCAUUGACUAACAAUAGAUAGCUACAGCUUAUAGGCUUGACUCUCCCAUAUUCCAGUUUGAAGUGACAAAACUCCUUGGAUGAGAAGAGAAACAUCUUCAAGAAACCAAAGAAGUCCAGUUGCCUUCAUUUGAACCCUUUGGAGUAUCAUGACCUGGAUGACUGAGAACUUUCACUCGCCCUUUUUACAGUUAGAAUUGACAAAGCUCCUCAGAUGAGAAGCAAACUUCUUCAGAAAACCAAAGAAGUUCAGUUGUCUUCAUUUAAACAACUUCAAAUAUAAAUAGACAAAAAGAAAUACUAAUGACCAAUAACAAGACAGGUCUUUGUUGCUUAAUAGGUAAUCUGUCUAUUAAAUAGAAGAUAUACAUUCCCUCAGGUUUCUAUAUAACCUAUUUAAUAGAAUAAAUACAUGAUAUUACAUUAGUGUGUAAUGUAUUUGUUUAGUGAUCAUGCAUAGUACUAAAUUUAUGGUAUUUUUUUUCCUUGUUGUAGAUGCCUCGUGGCAAAGGGUACCGUAGAGCUCAGGCCUUGAAGAACAGACAGUUUAUGCCGAAGCCUAUGGAAGAGCUAUUCGAGAUUCUGCCAAGCUGUACGACUUUUACUCCACGUCACGGAACAGGCUUCAGGCACAGGGUUUGUCGUUGGCCCUUGUCGCCUAACACAGGAAAAAGUCUGAAAGUCAUCAUCCCACCAGAGUCUUCAGAAAAGAAGUUUGUCUUCGUCAUUGGAGAUUCACAUCUCCGAGCCAUUGUGGAUGGCUAUGUGAAGGUGCCUGAGGGGAAGCUGUCCUUUGGCUACCUGUCGGUUCCUGGUGGUACAGCAGCCCACCUUACCACUGAGGUCCGGCAUUUAGUUCUCCCACGUGAUCCAGAUGCAGUGUGUCUGCUCGCUCCAAGCAACAAUCUGGACAGUCCUAUUUCUGAAGCAGAAAAAGACUUCAAGUGUCUUUUGAACACCAUUUCCACUCUUUGUCCAAAUGUUUUUGUUUUGGAUUUCCCUCCAAGACUGAGCCAUGACACGGUUGUGCAGGACCAUCUGAGGAUGAUGUUUCACAGGGUCUCAGUACAAAUGGAUGUCCCAUACUCAUCAAUUGCUGAGAACUUCCCCUUUCAUCGCCUGGAUUUGUGGGGCAGAGAUGGGGUUCAUCUCAGUGACAGUGAUGGUAUGGACAUUUUUGCACAAUUGCUCUGGCAAAAAACAUACCUGCACCUCCAAAGUCAGAAGGCCCAGGUUACCCCCAAGAAGUCUGCUGCUAGAGUGGUCGUUCAACACGCAAAGCCCAUUCAACCCCAAGCAGACCAAUCUAAGUGGAAAGUUGUUUUGCCUGGCAAGAAGAGGUCUACUCCAGCUGGUCCAAAGGAGCAGAGAUCAUCUUCAAAGAGAAUUCUUCUUCAUGAGGCCGAAGUCUGUUUUGAAGUUAAUCCCAAAUACUUCCACGAAGAUCUGCUGCAUGUCUUGGAAAAUGACAGUACUGGAUGUCCAGAUGUGCUUUCACCAGAUGUCCAACAAAAAAAGGUGGUACAACCUGAAGGAAAGCCAGUGUCCUUUGGAAAAGAGAAAAGUGUUGUCAACACGCAGGGACAGGCAACAACGAUCCAGAAGCCCCCUGCCAGUGCAACAGCACCAAUAAAGGAGCAAGUGAUCAUGCCCUCUGAUGAUCAUGAAUGGCCAACACUUGCAGAGAGUUUAAAGACAUCUCACAUUCAUCCAAAAGGCUCACGUGGCACACUGAUGUCUCGUCAUCAGAAGUACCUGAAGGACUGCAGUGUGGUCCUUCAAAAACUGAAAGAGAAAACUGAUGACGCCAGUGUGCCAUCACCAGCCCCCAAUGACAAAACGUAUGCAGCUGCUGUCCAAGAACAAAAAUCUGUUUCACGCACAGAUGUCACCAAGGACCAGGUUUGCUGUCACUCCCAGGAGCAUUUGAAAGACUGCGCUGAGGUUCUACAUCUCCAGAUGAACGAAGACAAAUACAGUGUUACAUCGCCUGUACCAAAAGGCAAAAUGAACGCAGUUGCUCUCCAAGACCAAGGACCUGUUGACCUAGGAGAUGCUACAAAGCAACAGGAAUGUAAAGAGAAGGAGACGAGUGUUCAACCUGAGAAGGUCCAUGAUGCUCCUGGUGUUGCAGCUUCAAGUGUUACCAUUGCAUCUUCCUCAUCAAAUCAGGAAAGUUUGAACACUUUUCAUUCUAUUGUCAAAGGUUCAUUUCAUCAAGGUCAUAAGCGUUUUGGGUGCAACCGAUUUAAACAGUGUGCACCAAACAGCAUUACAGCCAUCAUGACAAACACUGUCAAAAUGGCUUCCACAUGGUCAAGAAAAGACAUUAACAAUAUCUUGAUAAGUGGUGAUAGUUUAUACACUUACAUGAAAGAGCAAAACAUGAUCAGUGAUGCAGAAGGCAGUGGUUAUGUUUUUGUUCAAGAGUUACCCACAGAGCACACAUUCCAUCAUCACAAGUUCUCUUUGGAAUACAUGCAGACCUUCACAGGACAUCUUCAUCAGCAGAUUUACCAUGAAGAUGUUUCAGAUUUUGCCAUGCCUUUGGACGUUGCAUUACAGAGAGCUAUAUUUGACAAUGACGGCUGUCUGUUUACAAUUAGUAGAAACACAUGUGCAGUUUUGAAAGAACAAUCUCAGUUUUCUGUUUUUGAUCCACAUUCACGUGGUCAUGAUGGUCUCUGGCAGUUGAAUGGCACAAGCAUAGUAGCACACUUUGAUACUUUAGACCAAGUUUAUACACAUUUAAUCAAUCUCUCUCACUCUUUGUGUGCUGACAAUGCAAAUGAAGAGGACACAGCUUUUGAAAUGACCGGUGUUAAGGUGACAGCUCAAUCUAUGAGUAAACCUAUCCAAAGUAAAACUGCUUCUUGCCAAAAUGAUGUAGAGUUAAUCAGUGGAAAUGAUGAUAGUUUUGAUGACGAUACAUUUGAUCAGUUAGUAGUUGAAGAAAUUGAAGAUGUUGCAGUCAGUGACACAUCUGAGUCUCUUUCUGAAUCUCCAUCUCGUUGUGAGCUCAUCCAUACGCAAAAUAGUUCUUUUCAAGAUGAUGCAGAGUCAAUAUGUACUAGUUUUGAUGAUGAUAGUUUUGAUAAAGUAGUACUUCAGGAAAUAGAAGAUAUUGCAGUUAAUGACACCACUUCCCUUGAUGUAGACUCAGUAACUGAAAAUCAUCACACUUCUUUGAAUCAAGCAAUAAUUGAAGAAGUGCCACAAAAUGAUACAUCUGUUUUCAUAAUUUCAGAAAAUAUCAACAGCACUGUUACUUUCAAUCCUCUGACUUCUAAAGACAAAAGAAACUUUUGCACCCAACUACAGAUAGUUCCAAGUUUAGAAAGGGUGAAAAGUCUUUGGGAAAGUAUUACAUUAGAUGAACCGUUACCUUGUACCACUAAACACAUCCAGCCAGACGGCAACUGCUUUUUCCGUGCUCUUGCAUUUGUAAUUACUGGGAAUGAAGAGUUGCAUAGCUGGAUUCGCAGGGCUGUUGUUAAUCAAAUUCUUCAAAAUUCUGACCUCUAUUCAAGUUACAUCAGACAGGAAUUUGAAUCAGUACAACAGUAUGUUACACAAACAGGCAUAAAGAUAGUUGGAUCCUGGGCUACAGAAAUUGAGAUACAAGCAGCUGCAGACUUUUUUCACACCCAUAUUUACACUUACACUCAAGGAAAAUGGUUACAAUAUGGCUCUUCUAGUACUUUAGACAACACCAAGGGUAUUUAUCUGAAACACUGUAAUGAAUGUCAUUAUGAGCCAAUCGCAUGUGUGAAAGAUAAAACUAACACAUGUUUUAACCUGAUCUCAUGUAAUUACUGUCACUUUAAAGGUGACAAGGACAUACUAUCUCCAUCUAAGAUGAGCAGAGAGAACAGGAGAAAGAGAACUCUGUAUAAUAAAGACAUUGAGAAAAGGGAAAGCAAAAAAAUGAUGUUACAGAAAUUGUAUAAGGACGAUCCUAAGUACAGAUUACACAAGAAGCAAUUAAGUGUCAUUACAUAUAGAAAUAACCCUGAACUGAGAGCAAGACUCAGACAUGACAGUAAAGAAAACUACAAAAACAAACCUGAACUGAGAGCAAGACUCAGACAUGUCAGUAAAGAAAACUACAAAAACAAACCUGAAAUGAGAGCUAGACUCAAACUGGCUAAUAAACAAAACUACUACAAAAAGCCUGAACUGAGAGCAAGACUCAGACAUGAUAGUACAGAAAACUAUAAAAACAAACCUGAACUGAGAGCUAGACUCAAACUGGCUAAUAAACAAAACUACUACAAAAAGCCUGAACUGAGAGCAAGACUCAGACAUGAUAGUACAGAAAACUAUAAAAACAAACCUGAACUGAGAGCUAGACUCAAACUGGCUAAUAAACAAAACUACUACAAAAAGCCUGAACUGAGAGCAAGACUCAAACUUGCCAGCAAAACCACUUAUGCAGCCAAAAGUAAACACUCUAAACUUCAGUUAUUGAAACAGAACGUAGAAAGAUAUAGAAAUAAGGUUGACCACCGUAACCGCAUCAAACAGUCUAAUUCUGAACGGUAUAGAAAUGUAACUGCUUAUGCCGAUUCUGUUAAAGAGCACGGAAAACGUAGACGACAAAAUCUCAUGACUGGAAAAAAAUUCAUAGAUAAUGUCAUUCAGCUUUUUAGAGAAAAGGUUAAAUUUGGCCCUCAAUUCGUCUGUUGUGUUUGUCAUCGGUUACUUUUUAAACAUCAAGUUGUUGAAUGUAAAACACAGCAGUAUGAAAUUAGAGGUUCAUUCAUUUCAUCUGUGGCAAAAAAAUGCAUCACUGACACUUAUUUACACAAGUGUGGACAGUCUUCAGUUUCCAAAUGCCAUCUAGAGGUUAGCCCUGCAUGUAAAUUGUGGGUCUGUUUUACUUGUCAUCGUAAAAUACUCAAUGGAAAAGUCCCUGAAGAAAGUGUUGCAAACAAUAUGCACCUAGAUUCUAUUCCUGUAGAACUUAGUACGUUGAAUCCUCUUGAGCAACAUCUAGUGGCACAGCACAUUCCGUUUAUGAAACUUUUAGCCUUACCAAAGGGAGGGCAAAAUGGUGUCCAUGGACCUGUGACUUGUGUUCCAUCUAAUACAGAAACUGUGAGUAACAUUCUACCCAGAUUAGAUGAUCAGAAUCUAAUGAUUAAAGUCAAACUGAAGCGAAAGCUGACGUACAAGGGUCACUAUGACUAUCAGUAUGUCAAUGCUCUGAAAGUACAUAAUGCAAUUGCAUACCUUAAAUCUCACAAUACUUUUUACAAAGAUGUACAAUUUAACAGUGCAUGGACAAAUCCCCUAGAAAAAGAGUCUGAAGACUCUACCUCUGAAACCGACAACGUCACUUUGGAAGAAGACAGCAAUAGAGCUGAAAUAGAGUGUGAACAUCCUGGCAAAAGAGAUGGCAGUGGCACAGAGGUAGAGUCUGAAGAUCUUGUUAGCGAUGAUCAUUUUAAUGAUAGACAACAGCAUGGGAUGUUUUUGGACACAUGCAUGCAACCAGUAGACAUUGCCCAAGAAAUACUAGACAACCAUUUUGACAGUGUUUUAUCAGUAGCACCAGCUGAGGGAAAUACUCCAGUCAGAUUGCUUACCGAUACUUCUAACGAGGCUAAAUGCUUUCCAGUUCUGUUUCCCAACGGAACAGGUACAUUUCAUGAUGCAAGAGAGCAAAGGAUUACACUAAGCAAAUAUUUAAACACCCGAAUUCUCAAUGCUGAUGGCAGAUUUGGCAAGAACUUGGAUUACAUCUUUUAUGCACAAUAUUUGUCAGAAGUUAAUCAAGUUGUGUCAAAUGUUUCCAUUGCACUGAGAAAGGGCUACCAUGGCUUAGACAACACCAACAUUACAUCAUCCAUGCUGGGCAAUACAGACUUUUUGAAGAAUGUUUUAAAUGCUGACAUGGGCUAUAAGUUUUUGAAGCCCAUUAGAGGUACACCAGUAUUUUGGCAGGGAGUUCAAAAAGAUCUGUUUGCUUAUGUUAGACAACUUGGCAUUCCUACAUGGUUUGCUUCCUUUUCUUCAGCAGAUUUAAGAUGGCCAGAAUUUAUGGAAGCUUUUAUGGCUAUAGAAAACAUUCAAGGCAAUAUUCAUGACAUGGACUGGGCACAGAAAUGUGACUUAUUGAAAAACAAUCCAGUGACAGCAGCCAGAAUGUUUGACUAUAGAUUUAGAUCUUUUUUAAAAGAUGUUAUCAUGUCUCCCGCUCAGCCAAUUGGUAAAAUCAUUGAUUAUUUUUAUAGAGUAGAGUUUCAACAACGUGGAUCAUGUCACACUCAUUGUCUAUUUUGGACCGACGGGCCUAAAAUAGGAGUCAACACAGACGCUGAAGUCAUAGCUUUUGUAGAUAAAUAUGUUACAUGCGACCUCCCACCUGACAGUGAUCCUCUCCAUGAAGUGGUACAUAGUGUUCAAAUGCAUAGCAAAAAACACUCUAAAAGUUGCAGAAAAAAAUCACACAACUUGCAGGUUUCACUUUCCCCGACCACCAAGCAACAAUACAUUCAUAUGUAAACAGGAACCGGAUGUUGAUAAUAAGGAAACCCCAUCUGACAAGUCAUCUUCAGAUUUAAAAAAGGCAGCCAAGCAUAUCAUGACCAAAGUUAAAGAAGCUUUGACCAGUGAAAACAACACAUUUAGUAGCAUAGAUGACUUGUUUAAUUCCAUUGGUAUUGACCAGACUACAUUUGAAACAGCCUACAAACUGACCUCUACAAAAACAACUGUCGUCCAUAAACGAAACAUAAACGACAUCUGGGUUAAUCAGUAUAACACAGACCUGCUACGUUGCUGGAAUGCAAACAUGGACAUCCAGUUUGUCUGUGAUGCAUAUGCAUGCAUUGUUUAUAUCAUUUCCUACAUAUCCAAAGCAGAAAGAGAAAUGGGUUUGCUAUUAAAACAUGCACAAAAUGAAAUCAAACAUAAUGAAAACCUGGAUGCAAAACAAGCGCUUAACAAAUUAGGGAAUGUGUUUCUGCAUAACAGAGAAGUUUCUGCUCAAGAAAGUGUGUAUCGGCUAACAAACAUGAGAUUAAAAGAGGGCUCUAGAAAAGUCACAUUUGUUCCAACAGGUGACAACAUUGUCAGAAUGAGCUUACCUCUUAAUGUCAUUCAAAACAGUGCUAAUGGUAAUCAGAUCUGGAUGACAAACAUUACUGAUCGAUACAAAAGCAGGCCUAAGUCCAGUGAAUUUAUGGACAUGUGCAUAGCUACUUUUGCCUCAGAGUACAGAAAUGUACCAAACAGUGAGAAAUCUAGACCAGAAGUGGUUAGUUUAUUAAACAACAAUGGUUGUGUAAGGAAGCGGACAAGGACAAAUGUAGCUGUUGUUAGAUAUGCUCGUUUUUCUAAAGAACAAGAUCCUGAGAAACACUAUCAAAGCCAGCUUCAGUUGUUCCUUCCUUAUUACACGGAAAACCAGUUAAAACCAUCACAAUUUACAACAUUUCAAGAGUUUUAUGAGACCGGCUCAAUCACAAACAGUAGUAAAAACAUCCAGUCUGUCAAAGACGUAGUAGAAUUCAACAGAUCCAAGUUUGAAAUCAAAGCAGAAGAUUUACAAAACAUACAGGAAGAUAUUGAACACUUUGGAUUUCAAGAAGAUGUUUGGGCAGAGCUGUGUCCUGAGGCAGAACUAGACCGACUAGAAUGUUUGGAAGACAGAUCUUUAGAUAACAAUCCAAAUCCUGGUGAACAAGAAGUUAUUCCAGAUCUAGAGCCAAUCACAAAACCAGCUUUAUCAUUUCACAUUCAAAAACUGAUAGUCUCACACAAGGAAGCACAAUCCUUAAUGCGUUCUCUAAAUCAGCAGCAGAGCAACGUGUUUUAUAAAAUCCGGCAGUGGUGCUUAGAUAAAGUAAACGGUCACAAUCCAAGCCCUUUUUAUGUUUUCAUUUCAGGUGGAGCGGGAACAGGCAAGUCCCAUUUGGUAAAAGCCGUGUCCUAUGAAACAACCAGAAUACUAUCCAGAUUAUCUAAUUAUCCUGAUGAUAUUCAUGUUUUAUUGACUGCCCCCACUGGAGUGGCUGCAUUAAAUAUCAAUGCCACAACAAUACAUAAUAGCUUUGCAAUUGGCAAUAAUAUUUCAUUACCAUACCAACCUUUAAGAGAGGAAAAAAUAAACACAUUAAGAGCAACCCUGAAACAUUUACAAAUCUUGAUAAUAGAUGAAAUCUCAAUGGUUGAUAACAAGCUUUUAACAUAUAUCCAUGGUAGACUGCGUCAGAUCAAACAGUGUUCAGACUUUUCUUCAUUUGGUAAUGUCUCCGUCAUAGCUGUUGGUGAUUUUUAUCAGUUGCCACCUGUCAAAGGGACUCCACUCUACAAGGACCCCAUUGGUUCCAAUUUGUGGCAAAACAGUUUCAGUCAUGUAGAACUCACAGACAUAGUACGACAGAAAAACAAAGACUUUGCUGUAACACUUAACCGUUUAAGGAAACACAAAAAAGACCAACCACUUCACCCACAAGACGAAGCACUUCUCAAACGAUGUGAAACAGGCAUGGGUGAAGACACUGAAAUUCUGCAUCUUUUUGCAACAAACAGUGAUGUUGAUAAUCAUAACUUCAACAUGUUGCAUAAACAAUGUACAGACAUUGUACAAAUCAAAGCCCAAGAUUUCCAUAAAAACCCUCAGACUGGCCGUACCACUAGAAUACCCUCAACACUUGAUUUUGGCAAGAAAACCUAUUUAGAUAAAUUACUAAGUAUUGCUCCUAAAGCUCGUGUAAUGCUCAUUAAAAACAUCGAUGUUUCUGAUGGACUUGUCAAUGGUGUGUUUGGUACUGUUUGUCGCAUACAAUUUCUAAGUAACAAUAGCUUCCCACACAUCAUUUAUGUUAACUUUGAUAACCCAAGUAUAGGCCAACAACUACGACACAAGUUUCCAACUUCAGACACCGAGCUGACUAAUGCUACACCAAUUAGUCCCGAUGAAGACAAACUUGAAAAGGGGGUUAGACGUCAAUUUCCACUGCGGCUGGCUUGGUCUUGCACCAUACAUAAAGUCCAAGGCCUAACACUACAGAAAGCAGUAGUCUCUUUUAAAAGGAUUUUUUCUGCUGGACAAGCAUAUGUAGCUUUAAGUCGUGUUACAUCACUAGAACACCUCACUAUCCAAGAUUUUAAAGCUAAAGCAAUCUAUGCAAGAAGUGAUGUGGAAGAAAACUUGAAAUUAAUGCCAAACUUUAUCGACACACCAGUUUCAAUGCCAAACUGCACUUUUAAAGUCUGUCUUCAUAAUGUGCAAGGUCUCAAGAAUCACAUACAGGAUGUCAAGAGCAACCAAAAAUUACUCACAGCCGAUAUAAUUUGUCUGACAGAAACUUGGUUAAAAGAAACACAUCCCUCUGAAAGCAUUUCACUGCCAGGUUGGACUUUUCACCACAAAACCAGAUCUGACUCAUACGAUGAAACUGGACUAUUUUCUACUUUCAGAAGCAAAAAUGGUGGUGGUGUUGGUUUCUAUCACAAAAACAGCAUUAUGUGUAAAAGUAUGGCUUUCAAUUGCAACAACCUGGAAGCUUUGCUUUUUAGCACACAGACUUUAAACCAUCAUUAUAUGCUGUUGUACAAACCACCAUCAUAUAACCUUCAGAAAUUCAAAGACAAUCUACAACCUGUACUGCAUUAUUUCAAUGAAUUUCCAGGAACCAAAAUAGUCAUGGGUGACAUGAAUGACGAUGCACUGGUUUCUAAUUCAUUUGUCAGCUUCAUGAAAUUGCAAGGAUACACUCAAAUAGUAACAAGUCCAACAACCGAAAAUAAUACUCUAAUUGAUCAUGUUUACAUCAAAGACAUUGAUCCCAAAACCAUACAUGUAGAAGUUAUUCCCACCUAUUACAGUUACCAUGAAUGUAUUCAAAUAUCAUUCUUGACAGGAACAGACACAGACAUACAGUUACAGGAACUGGGGACAGACAGACAAGGACUGCAGGACAAAUAGCCUCAAGGGGAAAGACAGACAAUCACAGAUAGAUGGACGGGUGUACAUCAGAGCUGACCAUAACAAAUUACACAUAGAGGUCCGUUUCAUUCAUACAAAAUCAAUUUAGCUUCAAAAUCAUCUAAACUUAUUUCGACUCUUAUACAUAUAUACCAUACCAUACCACACCAUACCUUACCAUUUAAUGUAUAUUUAGCAUGUGAAAUACACUUUUUAUCCAUAAAAAAGUGUAUGACAGUAUCACACUUACUUGUGGUUUUGAUAAUGGACAUUGAAAUGUUACUUUGUGUUGUGCCAUCACUGUUUCAAUGUAUAAAAAUGUAUCCAUUUAGAUAUUCACAAAUUCACUUAUUCUAGUACUAUUUUUAUUUUCCUUUGUUAAAGACUUCAUUUUACAGCACUCUUCUUUUGUUCAAUCUCCACUAGGAACAAUCACCCACCAGAUGAAGUUCCUGAAACAACACAACCGAAAUCUGUGGAAUCAGCAACCAUCAUGUGACCACGCCGCCCACCUGUCGUCCUGUUUGCUUCCCAGCCUGCCUAACUACCAGCCUCUGGAUCUGCAUCAUAUCCUGCCUCACUGUCUGCCUCGCAACCUGUUUCCUCAUCCCGUCCUGGAUCCUCAUUCUCUGCUGCUCUUCUGUCCCCACCUGGCCCCAAAGCCCCAGCCCUGCCUCACCAACACCGAUCAUCUCCAGUAAGAAUAGUUCUCCAAACAAUUCCAGUUCUGGUUCUCUGGUUCCAGGGUUUCGUGAUUCUAACACCAGUUUGCUUUCCCGUUCUAGAUCUUGAUCCCUCCUGUUCCAGUUUGGAGCACCGUUUUCAGUUUCACAUUGUUCUUAAUAAAUAUUAUUUGUUAUUCACUUGCCAUCGUUUCCGUCUGUGAUUUUUUCAUGUCCUGGGUAAAACAUUCCCAACGUGACACUUUGCCUCAGAAUGCCCUUCUGCCACUUUGCUAUACAUUGUGUAACACAUCAUUUGUACAUUUACAUAUGUAGAUAACAAUAAAGUGUUUUCUGUACUCUUGAAUCAAUAUAAUUUCUGGAAUCCUAAUUUCAAUGCACAGUGUUGUAAAAAUAUUGUUUGCUCUACAAAGUCUCCCCCACAAUUGGCAAAAUUUGACAUACAAUAAACUGCUGUUUUUUAAUUCAA